Molecule: messenger RNA, 2480 nt
Organism: Linum trigynum
Lineage: Eukaryota; Viridiplantae; Streptophyta; Magnoliopsida; Malpighiales; Linaceae
Source: the annotation of a GenBank genome assembly
CGCCGACUUCCUGUUCCAAAUCGCCCUCGUUCUUUUCUUCUCUCUAAUAAUUCUUGUCCUUCCCUUUCUGGCUUUCUCCCUCUCUUUCUCUUGGUUACAAAAAUCAAAAGAUAUAAAAAGCGAGGAGGAGAUACUGCUCGUUUAUUCUUUGAUUCGAUCGAACCCUUUGAUUACGAAACCUCCCAAUUUCCAGUUCUCCCACCUUGUUGAAGUUCUUUAGGUUUUGGCAAAUCGAAUUGCUAUGGAGAACAAUUACAGCGGCAGCAACACCGCCAAUUCGAAGUCGGGUUCGGAAGCAGAACCCAAGCCUAACGAUCCCGCCGUUAGGGAACAAGAAAACCAUCUUCCUAAAGACCCUAUUAUCCCAGCUCCGGUGACUAAUGGAGAAGCGGCGACCGCAGCAGCAGCGGUGGAAGAAGGUGGAGAGGAAAGCGACGUCGUCGACCUCGAGGAGGAGGACGACGAGGUAGAAGAAGUAGAAGAGGAAGAAGACCGACAGCAGGAGGCGGCUCCUGCUCGCCAGUCUGCCGCAAGGACUCCUUUCACUAAUCUUAGUCAGGAAGAUGCUGACCUCGCUCUCGCUCGUACCCUCCAAGAACAGGAAAGAGCAUACAUGAUGCUAAGUCGUGCAUCGAUGAGCCUAGAUGGAGAGACUGAAUGGGUAGGAGGUGGAAGCUAUUUGGGAGAAGAUGAAGACGAUGAAGAUUUUGAUGACCCUGAUGAUGUCAGUGAUGGAGAUGAGUACAAUGAGCAUGAGUAUGGUGAAAGUGGAGAGUUGGGUGAGGAUGAUGUCGAUGCUUUUGACGUCCAUGCUCGUGCUGAAGUUGUUGAUGAUGAUGGUCCCAACCUUGAAGAAAUUGACCCUUCUGCAUAUUCGAGUGAUGAGGCUUAUGCUAGAGCGUUACAGGACAACGAAGAAAGAGAGAUGGCUGCAAGACUGUUUGCCCUUGCUGGGAUAAAUGAUAGGGCAGUUGAAUAUGUUGAACAGCAUGGUGCCCAUUCUCAGGAUACAUGGGAGGAAGUCGACCCAGAUGAACUUUCUUAUGAGGAGCUGCUUGCUCUGGGAGAAGUAGUUGGAACUGAAAGCAGAGGGCUGUCAGCCGAUACCAUUGCCGACCUCCCCAGCGUGAACUACAAGUCCGGAAGCAACGAGAGUGGAACUAGCGAUUCGUGUGUGAUAUGUCGGUUGGAUUAUGAGGAUGAAGAGACCGUGACGGUACUCUCCUGCAAACAUUCGUACCACGCAGAGUGCAUCAACAAUUGGUUGCAAAUAAACAAGGUAUGUCCUGUUUGCAGUACAGAGGUUUUGACGGUGGCCGGAGGAAGCCAGUCGUCCUAGCUUUUGUGAUAGGUAAUGUCUGGAGGGACAGCUCCGUUGAGGGGGCAGGGUAGCGGAAGCCUAGGAUGUUUGAAUACUGUAUUUCAUUGUAUAUGUAAUUGUAGGGUAUGAUUGUGGGACAUACACAAUCACACAUAUCAAACGUUAGUAUUCUAUAAUGCAUCAAAUUCGAUAGUACAUGUAUAAUAUUAUACAUGCAUUCUCAAUAAUACAUCUAUUUAACAAUGACAACUUCCAAACGACCCCUAAGUUUCCGCAUGAGACUAUUUCUCCGACCUGGUGUUUCAAAAGGAGGAAAAGAGAUCACUUCUGGUUCUGGGAAUUUGUCGGUGGUUUCGUCGUUUUCUCUUUCUCGUAAUUUCUGAAGCGGGGAAGUAACGUCUCUGUUCGGCUUUUCUUUUCUUUUCCUCAACCAGGCACCAAGCCACCAACACAUGUUUGUUCACCCUUAUCGUUUCACAAGUUACUUGACGUGAGAUUAUUCUCUCGAACGCCGAUGCUUAAGGGUUGGUUUUAAAUCAUUCGGCUGGUGGAUGGUUUUGUUUGACCCAGCACGGACACUCUUUCUGGCUAGAGGGGUCCAGUUUGCUCAAAUGGAUGAUCCUGCAGUGGUGGAAAUGCUUGUGUUUAGGGAAGCUAUUAUUUGGUGUAUGGAACAAGAUUUGUCGGAGGUCCGAUUUGAGGGCGAUGCGAAGGUGAUAAUUGACAAAAUUAAUCAGGUCGACACAAGAGAUAGCCGGUUGGGUGCUGUUCUGGAAGAGAUUGUUCAUUAUUUUCGUGCUCAGCCUGGCUUUAGUGUGCGUUUUGUAGGUCGAGAGAACAAUAGGGUAGCUCACUUGGUAGUUAGGAAAGCCCUCUCUUUGUUGUAUCCAGCUAUGAGUCGCUUCUUUGAUUUCCAGACCUGGCUGAUUACCAGAGUGUAAACUAUCUUCUGUUUUGAUCAAUAUAUGCUAUCUUUUGACAAAAAAAAGGUUGGUUUUAAAUCAUUAGAUAAAUGGUUCUGAUUAUAAUCAUUAUAAUUCUUCAUCUAUAAUCUACAAUAUAAUAAUAGGGUACAUUGUCAGUAAAUGAUUGGAUUGGAUUGGUUUUAUGUGAAAGUUCAGCAAGAAUAGAAAAGUUGUUAUAAAAGGGCAAUAAGGUU